This is a messenger RNA of Caenorhabditis remanei, 1335 nucleotides long. RefSeq lists its product as uncharacterized. The transcript is spliced from 10 exons. NCBI's taxonomy places the organism in Eukaryota, Metazoa, Nematoda, Chromadorea, Rhabditida, Rhabditidae. The record is from RefSeq and is a predicted model, not a curated record. The coding region runs from base 1 to 1335 and encodes 444 amino acids.
AUGGUACCUAUCGUUUUUCCAACACUUCUUCCCGACGCUGACCCGAAUCUUGUAGAAUUCUGUAAGAAUCUACUGUUCGCAAGUCAUCACAAAGAGUGUACCACUGCUUCGGAACUGCUGCAAAAAGUUGUUGCACUCAAGUGUAUCCAAGACAACAACACAAUGAGCUCUGCAUGCAGCAGCUCCGCUCCGCCCGUUUCUUCUCAGCCAUCUUGCUCAUCAGCCGAACAAUCGUCGCCGUCCCCAAUGGACACUUCUGAUCCAGAUGAGCAAGAAACUCACUCUUUCACUGAUACUCCAGUCUUCUUCAAUUCUAUGACUGCCGUCCUCAACAAUCUUAACAAAACUGGAGUAGAUUCAAUAGUUGCCGAAGGAAUUGCUUUGGAUAGACUCUGCUCUCCAAGUGCUAAUCCAUUGAGUUUCAUGUCCAAAGUGGUCAUAAACGGAGUGGAGAUUUGCCCAGUUGAUGAUGUGACAUCUAACUUCGUAAAGAAUGUCUUGAAGAGACUUCAUGAUCAUGAAAAUUUCACAGUUGACGGUGCGCCAUAUCCAUUCGAUGUCAAGUCAUCACUUCGCUACUCGGAACAUCUUCAUUCUCAAAUUCCUCCACUCGGGACCAUUAACCCACCACACGUGGCUCACGAGCAAUCAAUCACUUUCGCAGCAAUGGCAAGAUUUAUGGCAAUGCAUGAAAUCAACAUCGACUUAAAAUUGAUUUUCCCCGUGGAGAGUCACUUGCUCGACGAGCACGCCUACUACUCGGCACUCUUCUGGACCUACCGAGAGGCGUUCAAAUCGUUUUAUUAUCCAAAGAUGCCUGCGCCUCUUCCACAACCAUUCCAGCUGACGCCAGCAGAGCGUCAGAUGCUUUGCCGCUACUGGAACUCUGGUAAUCGCCACGUCACGGCGUCGGAAUGCAUGCUUCUCUCAAGAAGAUGCCCGAGUUUGGCUCCGCACCAAGUCUACGGGUUCUUCGAUAAACGUCGUAGACGUACAUACAAUAAGUAUCGCGGUCUCAGAGACGAGGAAACCUUGGCAUUGGAGACCACUCAAGUCUGGAGAAAACUGAGAGAAAUGAAGCAGAAUGGGAAUGAUGAGGAUAGUGGGGACGAGGAUGAUGCGCUCUUCCAGAGAGAAAUUUUAUCGAAAGAAGACACUGCUAAACUAGAAGUUCUUUGGCAGUUGGGUCAUCGUAAACCUAGUCGUAAUGAAUGCGAACUUCUUGCCGCUGAUCUUUACAUUGAAAGUGGAGAACAAAUCUUCGCCUACUUUGAGGAUCGCCGUUGGCAUGAUGAAUAUCAAAACCGCAAGCGUGCUAGCUCCUCCAGAAAAUGA